UACACAGUCAUAAUCAAUCGGAUCUCAAUCCUUUCCAACCGCAGUUGAAGCAUGUUAUCGUUAUUCUCGUUCUAAUUUGUCGUCCCUCGUGCUCUCUGGACAUGAUUCUAACGUCAGCCGAGAGGCCAGUUCGAUGGCGUCUACUAACCCAUGUCCUGGCCUAUCCCUCUCAUUCACACGCAAACCAUCGUGGUUGCGUAUUUCGUCUCUUACGUUUCUCAUAACGAAACACUCGCUCAAGCUGCUUGGCAACCAUGGACCGCUUGCUAUCUAUCUUGUCUUGUCAUGUGUGCCUUGUCACACUAGCCACC
Molecule: messenger RNA, 311 nt
Organism: Bipolaris sorokiniana ND90Pr
Lineage: Eukaryota; Fungi; Ascomycota; Dothideomycetes; Pleosporales; Pleosporaceae
Exons: 1
Coding region: 151-306 (51 amino acids)
Source: RefSeq, a predicted model, not a curated record